Messenger RNA from Solanum verrucosum, 796 nucleotides. RefSeq lists its product as uncharacterized. Gene Ontology annotation, cellular component: U12-type spliceosomal complex. The transcript is spliced from 5 exons. NCBI's taxonomy places the organism in Eukaryota, Viridiplantae, Streptophyta, Magnoliopsida, Solanales, Solanaceae. The record is from RefSeq and is a predicted model, not a curated record. Gene Ontology annotation, biological process: mRNA splicing, via spliceosome. The coding region runs from base 32 to 664 and encodes 210 amino acids.
AAACUGCAAGGAUUUUCGAAGCGAGCUGAUAAUGGUGAAGAUCAUAGCCUGCUUUCAGUUGCAAAAUCGGAGUUCUAGGGUUUGGACUCCAUUUCCGCUAAGCAAAAAACUAGUUCGGAGUUUUGGUUACCGUAAACUCCCUGAACAGCUACUCAAUAUCUCCGUCCUCAAAUUGGAUGGCUCUUCAUUUGUUAUCCAUGUAGCGAGGAAUGCUACAGUAGCAGACCUUAAACAAGCAGUUGAGGAAGCUUUCAAUUUCUCGCGGGAGGAUGAAGGAAAGAUUCUAUGGUCACUAGUAUGGAGUCACUUCUGUUUGUGCUAUGGAAGUCAAAAACUUGUGAAUGACAAAACUUUUAUCAACUGUUUUGGUAUGAAAGAUGGUGAUCAGCUUCAAUUUGCACAGCAUGUCACGUUGGAGUACAGGCCAGCUAAACAAAAACUGGAUAGCCAAUGUGACCAGUCCAAACAAUUCUAUAUUUCAAAUGCUCAUGAAGUGAAUGUUGAAGAUAAUGGCAACAUUGACCACCAAGAGAAGAGCAAAAUGACUGGUCAUUUUCAAGACGAGGAUGCAAUUCCUAAACCAGAAUUCAAGCGGUCACAUUUUUUAAGAAGAUGGUUAUCUCAAUCAACAUCUUGGAUACCAAAAAAAAAAGCCUUAGCCUAACCUAGAUGUUCCAUUCACUUUGCUACCGGUGCGUCUGUCUAACUUUGAAUCACUAACUAGGGCUGAGAAACUGGUCAGUUAAAGUUAAAUGGUGUCUAACUGAUGGUACUGUCUGUAUAUGCUGUCGAAUAU